Pistacia vera is the source of this 2389-nucleotide messenger RNA. Its product is annotated as proton pump-interactor 1-like. The record is from RefSeq and is a predicted model, not a curated record. The transcript has 8 exons. Bases 231 to 2072 code for a protein of 613 amino acids. NCBI's taxonomy places the organism in Eukaryota, Viridiplantae, Streptophyta, Magnoliopsida, Sapindales, Anacardiaceae.
UCUACUUACCUGACCUCAAAUAUCUCUCUCUCCCUCUCUCCCUCUCUCUCUUCCAAUUUGGAACGAGUUUUUGCUGUUAAGAGCUACCCAGAGAUCUACUUCCCUUUUUAUCCGUGUUUUCAUCCCUAUAUUUCUACUUGAGGUUGAGGGCCCUUACUCAAAAGGGUCUUCUGCUCUGUCUUUUAUUUCUUCUUCUCCUGAUUUUGUAAGGCUGUCAUUUGUUGAAAAUAAUGGGUGUUGAGGUUGCUGAGAUGGCCCAAGUACCUGUGGAGACUGUAACUGAAGUGCACAAGUCUAAGGAAAAUGAGAAACUUGAUCAGGGUCCAGGGAAUAAGGAACCGCUUACAUUCGGUACCCAUAUAGAAGAGCCUGUUAAAGGGGAAGAUAAUAAUGUAUCAAAGGCCAAUUUACCGCAGGAUGCGGUUGACGAGUGGCCUGCGGCUAUGCAGGUCCAUUCUUUUUGGUUGGUCAGGUACAGGACUUAUGAUGAUCCAAAAAUAAAGGUGAAAAUCGACCAGGCUGAUAAAGAGAUUCAAAAGAGGAAUAAAGCUCGGUCUCAGAUCUUGGAUGAAUUGAAAAUAAAGAGGGCAGAUCGAGCUGAGUUAUUAACUCAGCUGAAGGUUUUGAAAUCUGAGGGUAGGCAGGUUAAGUCACUUAUGGAUGAGAAGAAAAAAGAACUGGAACCUCUGCAGCAGGCUCUUGGAAAGCUGCGACCUUCAAACAAUGGUGGUCGUUCUGGUGGUAUAUGUUCAUCUGAGGAGGAGCUGAAUGAUCUUAUCCAUAGCUUGCAAUAUCACAUUCAACAUGAGAGCAUCCCAUUGUCUGAGGAGAAGCAGAUCCUUAGAGAAAUCAAACAGCUUGAGGGAACAAGGGAAAAAGUUGUGGCUAAUGAUGCUGUCAAAGCAAAGAUUCAGGAGUCAUUGGGUCAGAAAGAUGUUAUUCAAGACCAAGUUAAACUUAUGGGCGUUGAUUUGGAUGGAGUGAAGAAGGAGCGACAAGCACUUUUGUCCAAGAUCACUCCCCUUGAGGGGAAAGUGAAGGCACUUGAAGAGGACAUUAGAGCUUUACAGGAGGAUUUGCAAACUGUGACUGAGAUGCGGGACAAAGCAUUUGCUAGCAUUCAGGAACUAAGGAAAAAGCGUGAUGAGGGGAAUGCCAACUUUUAUCAAUCUCGUCAAGUCUUGACCAAAGCCAGAGAGCUUGCUGUAAAGAAAGAUGUCAAGGCUCUUCAGGAAUUUUCAGAAGCACAGGUUGAGAAAUUUAUGAGCCUGUGGAACAGCAACAAAGCUGUGAGGGAUGAUUAUGAGAAAAGAAUUUUACCAUCAUUGGACAGUCGACAAUUGAGCAGGGAUGGACGGAUCAGGAACCCAGAUGAAAAGCCCUUGGUGCUAGUGGAGACUCCAGCACCGGAGCCUGAGACUGUGACAAAAGCUAAUGUAAAACGAGCAAAGGAAGAUGCCAAAUCUACCCCAAAACAAGAUGCUUUGCCUACACAGAAGCUUCAGAAAGAAGCUGGUGGCAAAGCAACUGAAUCAAAACCCCCUGUGGAGAAAACUGAGACAGUGGACAGGGAGAUCUCUGUGCCAGAAAAGCCUUCCCCUGUAAAGGAAGUUGAUGAAGCUAAGUUGAAGGAGAUAAAAAGAGAAGAGGAGAUAGCAAAAGCUAAGCAAGCCAUGGAAAGGAAGAAGAGGUUGGCUGAGAAAGCUGCAGUCAAAGCAGCUAUAAGAGCGCAAAAGGAGGCUGAAAAGAAGCUCAAGGAGCGUGAAAAGAAAGCGAAGAAGAAGGCUGCAGCAUCCGGACCUGGUGCUGACGAGGAUUCAGCUGACGCUGUCACAGAACCUGAAGAACAGGAAAAGGCUGAUGUGAAUGAAGAAGCUCCAGUUCUGGCAAAAUCGAAGGUUCAUAAGGAGAAAACUAUGAAGCAUAGGACUCGAUCAAGGGGUCCGGAAUCACUUCCAAAAGCCAUCUUAAAGCGCAAGAAGUCUACCAACUACUGGGUAUGGGCUGCACCUGCAGCUGUGGCAGUUUUGUUGGUUCUGGCAGCUGUGGUAUACUACUAUUAUCUUCAGUGAAGAUGUGAAACUAGAAAAUGAGUAGAUGAGUUAUUGACAAUUUUCUGCUUCAUGGUGAGUUUACUAGGGGGUUUGUAGAAGAGGCAAAAAAGACACAAAACAUUCAAGUUAAUUUUGUUCUUUGCAUCCUGUCUGGGGAUGGACUCAAAACUCAUAAUGUUGUUGCACAAUCAGUCUGAAAUGUUUUACCAAUGGGGGAAACUUUUAUACCUUUGGUUUGAUGUAUUUUCAAAUUUUGACUUUAAGCAAAUGCAUGAAUGUUACUUGCAACCUUCUCUUUGCAGAUACAAUUUAUAUCUAUGUAGCCAGUUUAUCCA